UAUCUAUCUAUCUUUCUUCUCCUUCUUCUUCCUCAACACAUACAUACAUACACCCAUGUCUUAGUAGUAUAAUAUUAUUUGUGUGAUCAGAUCAGCUCAAAACAACAUACAAUCUAUCUAUCUCCACUUUGUUAGUCCCAUCCAGCUAGGAAUUAAACAGCACUAGCUACCCGCCCUUCAUUGCAGUUUUGUCUGUUAGUUGUUAGGCAAGCUAAGAUGGUUUAAUGUCAAGAUUUUUACACUAGUUUUCAAAAACCCAAAAGGAGAAAUAAACCACACAGAAGAGUCUUGGUUUAGUUUAGUUUAGUUUAGUUUAGUAGCUCUUCUUCUUCUUCUUCUUCCCUCCUUGUAAAAACAAACUGUUUAAUUUCUUUCUUCAGCCAUUAUAUUAUAUUGCUAUUUCUCUAUCUUGAUAUAUAGUUUCUACUUUCUGGGGGCUGUCUUGAAGUCCAGUCCAGUCCAGGUAAACUUGCAUUGCAUUGGUGCUGUAUGUUUAUUUCAAGCUUAGCCGCUUUGUGAUAAGGGAAAAGGGAAAAAUUUCAAGCCUUAGCUUCAAUGUACACAUACUUGUGUGCUGCUCUGAAUUUCAACAAGCUAAGCUAAGUGGGGCAUUUUUAUUUGGUCUAAAUAAACAAUUAAGUUUCCAUUCCCUAGGUAAUUAAGCUAGGUGGUUGGAAUAACUCCACUUUUGGUCUCCAAACCAAAAACAUCCUCUUCUUUCUCAGCUCUUAGAAUGGAAAUUCCGUCAAGUCAUGAAGAUGGAGAAAUGCCAAUUCCGAUAAACAGCACAUAUGGGCAUGGGCAGCACAUGAUAAUGCAUCAUCAUGAGCCCCCAAAUAAUAAUCACAUAAUAAUCCCACCUUCCUCCAAUGGCCCCCCAAUUGCUGAUCACCCACCUGCUGCAUACAACAACAGCCAAAGCCAAUUGGUGAUCACCACCAGCAAGAAGAUGGUGAGGUACAGAGAGUGUCUGAAGAACCAUGCUGCUUCCAUGGGCGGCAAUGCCACUGAUGGGUGUGGUGAGUUCAUGCCCAGUGGUGAAGAGGGCAGUCUUGAGGCUCUCACUUGCUCAGCCUGCAACUGCCAUAGAAAUUUCCACAGGAAAGAGGUUGAAGGUGAGCCACUCCCUCCUCUAUCUCUGCCCUGUGACUGCUACCACCAUAACAGCAUCAAGAGGAAAGUCUUUGUGGGCCACCACAAGGCAUUGCCAGGGCCUGAGCCUCCUUUGGGAGGAGGAGGAGGGUACCCUAGAGCAGCAGCAGCAGCAGUACCCCAUCAGAUGAUCAUGUCCUACAACAUGGCCACCCUGCUACAGCCAUCAGAGUCAGAUGAGCAUGAAGAACAACGCCCACCACACCAGCUCUGCGUCAAGAAGAGAUUCAGGACAAAGUUCACCCAGGAACAGAAGGACAAAAUGCUGAGCUUUGCUGAGAGAGUAGGGUGGAAGAUACAGAAACAAGAGGAAUCAGUGGUGCAACAAUUCUGCCAAGAAGUUGGAGUCAAGAGAAGGGUCCUCAAGGUUUGGAUGCACAACAAUAAGCACAACCUUGCCAAGAAAACCAACAAUCCCAAUCCCAAUCCCAAUCCUCCUCAAAUUCAACUCUAGAAGUCAUCAGUACAGUUAUAUAUAUACAUAUAAACAAACAUCAACUGAUGAUCAUUUAAUGUCCAACUUUUGUUCCCCUCUUCUUUUAAUUUGUUCUAUAUCUUUUGGUGUUUAUUUAGCAAGCUUUCCACUUUGUGGCUGGCUGGGUAUGGUCGUAUGAAUUAGGAUUUUAGCUCUCAAUAUAAUUUAAAAUAAUACUGAGAAUGAAGGAGAGGGAGGGAGUAGAGAUCAGAGUAAAGUAGUAGUAGUAUAGUUCAUGCUGUUCCCUGUUGGUUGCAUUGCUUAGAGACUGGCUUGAUGCACUCCAUCUUUUCAACAUUUUCUUGCUUGCCUAUUCAUCAAUAAUUACUUUUCUUUCAUCCCAA
Molecule: messenger RNA, 1971 nt
Organism: Ipomoea triloba (trilobed morning glory)
Lineage: Eukaryota; Viridiplantae; Streptophyta; Magnoliopsida; Solanales; Convolvulaceae
Product: zinc-finger homeodomain protein 3-like
Exons: 1
Coding region: 734-1606 (290 amino acids)
Biological process (GO): regulation of DNA-templated transcription; regulation of developmental process
Cellular component (GO): nucleus
Molecular function (GO): DNA-binding transcription factor activity; transcription cis-regulatory region binding
Source: RefSeq, a predicted model, not a curated record